Trichoderma atroviride IMI 206040 is the source of this 503-nucleotide messenger RNA. RefSeq lists its product as uncharacterized. The record is from RefSeq and is a predicted model, not a curated record. Lineage: Eukaryota; Fungi; Ascomycota; Sordariomycetes; Hypocreales; Hypocreaceae. Gene Ontology annotation, molecular function: ATPase inhibitor activity. Gene Ontology annotation, biological process: negative regulation of ATP-dependent activity. Gene Ontology annotation, cellular component: mitochondrion.
CACCUCGGACAAAAGCUCCAUCCAAUUGCUGCUGCAGGCACCGUUCCGUUCCCGUUUAUAACCUCAAUCCUUCCCUCCUCCACGUUUUUACCCUCUUCUUUCCUUGUCUUUUUUUCAGCAACGAACAAAAUCACCACCUCUCUCCCUCACACAACAUCAAGAUGCUUCGCACCACCCUCACCAAGACGGCCGUCUUCCGUCCCAUGCGCGCUGCCUUCAGCACCACUGCUCGAGCCAUGAGCGAAGGCGACACUGGUGCUCCUCCCAAGACCGGCGGCGCAGGAGACGCUUUCCAGCGCCGUGAGCGGGCCUCGGAGGAGUACGCCAUCCGCCAGCGCGAAAAGGAAAAGCUCGUGGAGCUCAGGAAGAAGCUCACCGAGCAGCAAGAGCACCUCGAUCGCCUUGCCAAGCACAUCGAUGAGAUUACCAAGGAGCAGGGCGGCGAGCAGAACUAAGCAGGACGAAAACGCCUCAAAAGAGAUAUCAAAACUGAAAUAAGAGAC